Molecule: messenger RNA, 816 nt
Organism: Armigeres subalbatus
Lineage: Eukaryota; Metazoa; Arthropoda; Insecta; Diptera; Culicidae
Product: salivary glue protein Sgs-3-like
Exons: 1
Coding region: 24-734 (236 amino acids)
Source: RefSeq, a predicted model, not a curated record
CGCCCCGUUCGAACCUAUUCAUUAUGAACAAAUUAGUGCUGCUAACGUUCGUAGUUUUGUGUGCGAUAUGUUAUUUAAGUUCAGUCGACGGUAGUCCCAACCCAAAGAGAAAGCAUCAUCACCAUCACAGCGAUACCUCGGAAGAGAAAUCAGUCAAAAACCGCAAAGGUGGCGAAAAAGGAAAACGGAAGAAUGAUUCGUCCUCGGAGGAAAGCAACGAGUCACACGAAAAGAAGGCCAGCAGAAGGAAGGGCCCUGGAAGGGACCGCUACAAGAAUCGACGUAGGACGUCUACGACUACCUCUACAACAACAACUACACCUGCUACUUCCAGUAGUAGCUCAACGACCCAGGCCACACCUUCAUCAACGACGACGACGACGACCGUUAGUACGCCGAGUUCUUCUACGCCCUUGAGUUCAACCACAACGCAGGCAACACCGGCUGCAAAGAGCGAAAACGCAAUUAGCAGUACUAACCCUAGCACCACAACCACUACUACUACUACGCCACCAACCACAUCAACAACGACUACUGCACCACCUACAACAUCAACAACAACUGCUGGGCCAACGACAACAUCAUCAACAACUACUACUGGGUCAACUACUACAUCAUCAACAACUACUGGGCCAACGACAACAUCAUCAACAACUGCUGGCCCAACGACAACAUCAUCAACAACAACUACUGGCCCAACGACAACAUCAACAACUACGCCAAAACCAGAAUAAGAUGAGUAAACCCGAGAAGAAAAUUGCAAGAUGGGACGAAGGUCAUUAAAUCGUCAAAUUAAAUAAAAAUCUAUGAGGUAGA